Polychytrium aggregatum is the source of this 1550-nucleotide messenger RNA. RefSeq lists its product as uncharacterized. Lineage: Eukaryota; Fungi; Chytridiomycota; Chytridiomycetes; Polychytriales. The record is from RefSeq and is a predicted model, not a curated record. The transcript has a single exon. Bases 55 to 1317 code for a protein of 420 amino acids.
ACUCAAUCGCCGUGGACUCGAUUGCUUUGGACACAUCCUCCCUGCCGCCGCACCAUGAGAUUCGCAGGCAUCCUCUGGCUGCUCUCGCUGCCCCUGGCCGCUCAGCUCCCCUGUCUAGACAACUCGUUCUGGUUCCUAUCGGCCCACGAGCCCAAACUUGGCUCAGGCUUUGGCAGCCCGGGUCUGCAUCCACAGUCCGGCCUGGCCCUCUGUCGCUGGACAUUCACCGGCAACACUAUCACGCAUCCUCGCCCUCUCGUCGAAGUUUGGCCGCUGGGGACUCACAUUCCCCUCUGGGCUGGAAUCUGGAGCGAGAAGCACCGGCUUCUGCAAACCCCUGCCUUGCGUGUGCCGUCGACUUGGGCUGCCGUCUGGAAGGAUCUCUACAGCCCCGCAUUCGAUACCCCGCUUGCCAUCUGGGCAUUCCAGUUCCUGGCCUCACUCAAUGCCGCCGUCCUGAUCUUUGCCUUGGUGGAGGCCUCUCGCAUGGGCGUGCUCUCGGUUCCUGCGCACCCGUCGCUGCUGUCGGUACUCCACAGCCUGCACCUGGCCCCGCUGGCUGCAUCGGCGAUCUAUCUCCCCAACUAUCUGGCCUUCAACCACCAGGGGCCGGGCUCCGGGGGAUAUCUGAGGUCCAUGUCCAUCGCCGCCCUGUUCCCCGUCGCUGCGGCCCUCGUUCUGUUUCCCGUUGGCCUGCCCUGGCUCUGUCGGUGGAGCAUGCAACCCCUCCCCGUCAUGAUCCUGUGGAGCGUCUUUGUUGCUUUUGCACCUUUGCUGCGAACCGCCCUCGAGCUGCUCGUCUUCUCGCACUGGUUCCCUCUCAGGGAUCCCAAGCCGUUCGCCAAGGUAUACAAGUAUGAACUGGUCCAGGAUCCCGCAAGCUGCUCUUCUCCCGAAAGCGUCCUCGCUGUGUCCCCAGUCCCGCAGCCAUUCCCAGCAUCUCGCUUCGGAACCAUCUACCAGCAUCCGCGCCGACGAGCAUCCCGCCUCGCCAUUCGGCUCUACCGCCUCUGCUCUGGACUGGCUGCCGCUGCACAUGCCAGCACCGUCGCCACUUUGCUGAUGUCGUUCCGAUCGAGGUUGUCGGCUGCCGAUGCGACGGUCUCGGCCGGCGAUCGCAUCUUCCACUCGUAUUGUUGUGCAUCGUCCAUUGCCCUCCAACUCGGGGCUCUGUUCUGGUUCGUUCGCAAGGAGCAGCCCAAUAUCUUCUCUCUCGGCCAGCUGCUACGCAAGUCCAUCCUGCUCUCGCCUGCGUCGGCGUUUCUGGACUGGUGUGCCGCCAGAGAGGCGUGCAUCGCCGGGAUCAUGGAGGACUGAUUCUCUCUUCUUCUACUCGGGUUCAUUUCGCCUGUAUCUUGGAGGAUGCCCACAGCCCCAUUUCUUCAUCGACGCAUUUUUCAGCCCGAAGCCGUCACGCGGCAUUCAACCCGCCCGCUAUCGCCGCGCGCGAGCAUUCCGAGAUACUCCUCCUCUUCCAAAAACUGUCCUGUUUUGAAUAUCCGCUGUCGUCACUCAUUGAGUCUUGGCAGCCAAAUGCAUUCGACUGCCCG